GUUUUGCACAUCAGUGUAAGUCUAACUACCGGUAAACAAGGACUGCAAAGAUGUUUAUCGCAGCUGGAAUUUUGAUUACCGUGGCAAAAAUUACAUACGCAUUUAUCAAACAUAUUCUCGAUAACUUUUUUAUACGUUUUUGGCCAGGCAUCGAAAGGCCGAUCGUCGAAGUGCGCCAGGGUAAAGUGAAAGGUGUAACGGAUAAACUUCCGAACGGAGGAAAAUAUCACUUCUUCAAAGGUAUCCCCUAUGCAAAGCCACCAGUUGGUGAGCUGCGCUUUCGAUCACCUCAGGCACUGGAAAGAUUUAAUAAACCAGAGCUCAACUGUUGCUCAGAUAAGGGUUUUAUCAGGCAAAGUAUGAUCGUUACUGAUUGGCCCGCCAUCGGAACUGAAGAUGGACUGUAUCUCAACAUUUAUACACCUUCGCUGCCAUCGGCUGAGCGAACCGUAAAAUCCCCAGUUAUGGUUUACAUCCAUGGUGGAGCUUUCCGAUACGGUACCGCCAGUAGUGUGCUCUAUGACCCGAAGCAUCUUGUCCAGCAAGGCGUUGUCGUUGUGACAAUGUUUUAUCGCUUAGGCCCGCUAGGAUUUCUUUGUUUGCCGAAUGCCGGCAUCAGUGGGAAUGCUGGACUGAAAGAUCAACGUCUAGCUCUGCAGUGGGUACACGAACAAAUUCAUCAAUUUGGUGGAGACGCCGAAAACGUUACUCUCUUUGGCGAAAGCGCCGGCAGUUGGUCGACUUAUCUGCAUUAUUUGUCGCCAAAUUCAAGAAAAUACUUCCACCGUGUGAUUUGCCAAAGUGGGGAUGCAUGUACCGAGAUGGCCUUCCAAGUCGAUCCAGAAGAGAAAGCGAGAGGCCUUGCGCGAAUCCUAGGAUACAACGGCAACUCCGAUCAAGAAGUGCUAGCCACUUUGAUGAAAGCUACAGCUGGAUCUUUAUUAAACCAUCAAAACGACGUCAUCAGUCCCUCGGAACAGUCCUGUCCUCACCGAUUUCUAUUCAGACCGGUCAUCGAGCGGCAGUUCUCUGAAGAUAGUAUCAUAACGCAAACCCCGGAAGAGAUACUAAAGAGGUAUGACACGAUUCGUAUGCCCAUUAUAUCCGGUUGUAACAGUGCAGAGGGUGCGUUGGCACUUUUUCUGAGCAAAUGUCGCCUUAACGAAUAUAAUCAACACCCGGAAUGGCUUGUGCCACGCUUCAUACGUACUCCCCAGGGUUGGGAUCGUAGAAACCUAGGAUUGCAAGUGAAACAAUUUUAUCUCGGAAAAAGAGAUCUUGGUUGGGAUACUACUAAAGAAACCUGUGACCUGAUGUCCGAUCUUACAUAUCUCACUAGUUCUAAUUUGAGUUUGGAAUGGAUUGCGAAGUAUCAACCGAAUGCCCCUCACUAUCAUUACUUGUUUGAUUACCGAGGCCGAUUGAGCUACGUGGAGAUGUCUCUGAAACUCGGUUUAGAAAAUGGAGCCUAUCAUGGGGACGAUGUUUUCUACAUGUUCAGUCCCUCUUUGCUGCCCUUAUUGCCUGCAAAUAGUGAUGAAUGCAGAGUGCGAGAUUUGUUUGUACGCUUUUUUACCAAUUUCGCCAAAUAUGGCAACCCCACACCAUACGAAAGUAGUCAAGGAGUAACAUGGACUCCGGUACGACCGGUGGAGAGGAGUUCAGCUUCCUUCGAUAUAGACUGCCUGCACAUUAACCAAUCUCCUCAAAUGAUUCGAAAUCAUUACGGGGAAAGAAAGGAGUUUUGGAGAAGUUUAAUAAUAAACCAUACAAACUUGUUUCUGCUGAUGUUGGAAAUUAAAUCGGACGCUUACGACGCUGAUAAACACAACUCAGUCGAGAGCUACUGGUCGCAGUCGAAGGUCGCCUGCCGCCGCGCCGGUUCGAAAAUUAUGUUAAAUUUAGUACUGCUACUUGUCAGGUUCGCCAUUGCCUUGGUGCGAAAAUAUUUCGAAGAUGUUUAUAUACAACAUUGGCCUGGACUCGUGCGACCUAUCGUUAAGGUCAGACAAGGAAAGCUACAAGGUGUUACUUCUAAACUGCCUAAUGGAGCUCAAUAUCACUUCUUCAAAGGCAUUCCAUACGCCAAACCACCUACCGGUGAAUUACGAUUCUGCUCACCAGUGCCAUUGGAGCGAUUUACAAAGCCUGUGAUAAAAUGUCUAAUUGAUAAAAGUGAAUUCAUUCAACCGCACGAAAUUUUUGGAAACUAUUGGAUUGUCGGGACCGAAGAUGCGCUAUAUUUGAAUGUCUACACACCAGAGCUACCGGCAGCAGAGAUGAAAAAAUACCCCGUCAUGGUGUACAUUCAUGGCGGCGGAUUGAAGCGUGGGACGGCAAGCAGUUUUAUCUAUGACCCACGAUACUUUGUCCAGAAAGGAGUUAUUGUAGUGGUAAUGUCCUAUAGGCUAGGACCCUUUGGAUUCCUUAGCAUACCAAGCGCGGGAGUUAGUGGAAACUUUGGACUGAAAGAUCAACGGUUAGCGCUAAAAUGGGUCCAAGAAAACAUUGAAUGCUUCGGAGGAAAUCCAGAAAAUGUUACACUUUUCGGCGAAAGUGCUGGUAGCUGGUCCACUUACUUACAUUACCUUUCGGCAAACUCAAGGAAAUACUUUCAUCGUGUUAUCUGCCAAAGUGGAGACUCCUGUACAGAGUCAGCUCUCCAGGUAGAACCGACUGAGAAAGCUCGUAGACUUGCACGUUACCUGGGAUAUAAAGGAGACUCCGAUCAAGAAGCUUUGGACAUUCUCAGAAGGGCACCAGCCCGACGAUUGCUCAAAUACCAGGACGCGGUUAUCAGUGAACAAGAGAAGGGUCUACCUUUAAAAUUUUUAUUCCGACCAGUCAUCGAACUGGAACUCGGCGAGGAUACUAUUCUGAGUCAAUCGCCAGAGAGUACGUUGAAAUCAUUCGACACUAUCCAGAUGCCAAUAAUCCAGGGAUACACAAGCGGCGAAGGAAUCCUAGCGCUUUCUUUCAACAAAUACAACUUAAAGCAAUUCGACCUACAUCCUGAGUGGCUUAUCCCUCAGCACCUAGGUGACCCGGUUGACCUGAAUAAAACUGCAACCGGCGAAAAAAUCAAACAGUUCUACUGCAAAAGAAAACCAAUAAGUUGGGAAGCAACCAAUGAAAUCAGGGAUCUAUUUUCAGAUUUAACGUUCCUGACCACAUCCAAUUUAAGUGCGGAGUGGUUAGCUAAAUUCCAACCGAAUGCGACUCAGUAUCACUAUCUAUUUUCGUACGAUGGCAGAUUAAGCCUGGUGAAGAGGCUUCUCAACAUGAGCCACAUCGAAGGAACUUCGCAUGCUGACGAUUGUUUGUACAUGUUUAGUCCUCCAUUUCUGCCAGCACUACCAGCGGACAGUGAUGAGGUUCGAGUACGAGAAAUCUUGGUGGAACUAUGGACAAAUUUUGCUAAGCACAAUGACCCAACUCCUGAAACAAGUCGUUUAAGCUUCAAAUGGUUACCUGUGACGAAGACAGAUCCCAAAAUGACGAGCUUCGAUUUAGAUUGUCUCGAAAUAAACGUUAGACCUAGGAUGGUGCGUAAUCCAUUCCCGGAACGAAUUGAGUUCUGGAGAAAUCUGAUGAAGCGGUACACAAACUUAAUCUAAAUGUUAAUAAGAUAAACCAAAGAUGAUUCUAUUGAUGGUUGCUGUUGAUGAUUAAUUGUUGAAUACAGAACAUAUAAUAUGCA
Molecule: messenger RNA, 3700 nt
Organism: Topomyia yanbarensis
Lineage: Eukaryota; Metazoa; Arthropoda; Insecta; Diptera; Culicidae
Exons: 9
Coding region: 51-3617 (1188 amino acids)
Source: RefSeq, a predicted model, not a curated record